This is a messenger RNA of Acanthocheilonema viteae, 741 nucleotides long. Lineage: Eukaryota; Metazoa; Nematoda; Chromadorea; Rhabditida; Onchocercidae. The record is from the annotation of a GenBank genome assembly.
AUGUUCGAAGAUGAAGAGAAAACGAAACUGAAGCCAUCACCAGAGUUUUUGUCUUCAUUGGACACAAACUCUCGUCAGUUAAUUGAUAAAAUAGUGGCAGAAGUUGAAAUAAUGGAAUGGAUGAUGCCACAUCCACCAUCUAUUUUGCGGGAUAAACAGUGGGAAAAGUUGAUGACAAUAGAGAAAACGGAAGAUCGAGUAGCAUAUUUACGAGCAUAUGCAAAACAUGUUUUUCGCGAUGAAAUGCGCGAAGCUAAAAGAAAGGCGAUUGUAGAUUCACGAAAUGCAUUACUCAAUUUUCAGCGUGCGAAGUUUGAUGCUGGUGCCAUGGGCUACGGCCCAACAAUGCAUGAAUUAAUCAUUUCUAAUAUGGAGCGUAAUGCGAGAAGAAUCAAACAUAUCGAGGGAGCAGCGAUGUGGAGAACUUUACGGCUGAAGGAAAAACCACGACUUGUCAUGGACUGUCAGUUUAUCGCUGAAAAAUUCGAUGACUUUUCGUCUCGUCUCGCUACGCAACUGGAAUACAUCAUACAAGAAAAUCUUCGACGUCGGGAACCAUUUGAUUUGUCUAUUGUCAAUUACGAUGAAAACAAUCCAAACUGUCAGGAUGUCACGAAACUCCUGAAGACUCAGUAUGCUCAUCAGACAAUUCUGCCACUGCAUACAGACAAGGAUGUAGUUGAUUUGUACAAUAAAGAAGAUAUCAUUUAUAUUGCCAAGUAUGCAUAUUAUGUGGGCUAA